AUGUAUUCCAACAUUUUAGCCAUAGACAUCAACUUCUGUGCAUCAAUAAACUUCCUCCCAAAGGAAAUGCAAUUUGUUCAGGAUGUUAUAUUGCCUGGUAAAUUCCACUACAAAUGCGAAAGAUGCUUAUUUUUCCUUCAUCAAGGAUGCUUCAACAUGCCUAAGAAUUUGCAGCAUCUAGUGGGUCCAAUCCACCAUCUUACUCUACUAGCCACACCUUCUUCAUCGAUUGAUCAUUACUCGGGCACCAAAUGCAAAUGCAACGCGUGUGGAAAAGAUAUCACCGGCUUUUGUUACGCUUGUGCAAAAUGUUCCACUUAUUAUCACACACUAUGCUCAUUAGCAUUACCUCUUUCAAUGGAACUGCCAUCCCAUUGCCAAAAACUGGACUUAGAAUUCUGUCCACCCUAUGAUUUUAAAUGCGACUUAUGCAAAAAGCCUAGUUAUAAAGGGUGGCUUUACCAUUGCAGCUCUUGCGAAUUUGAUGCUCAUAUUUCAUGUGCUAUUACACAUCAAGGAGCUGAUAUUGAAAAUCAAUGA
Molecule: messenger RNA, 540 nt
Organism: Capsicum annuum
Lineage: Eukaryota; Viridiplantae; Streptophyta; Magnoliopsida; Solanales; Solanaceae
Exons: 1
Coding region: 1-540 (179 amino acids)
Source: RefSeq, a predicted model, not a curated record